GGCCCUCAAACUGCGCAAAGAUUUUCUACCCGUUGCCUAAUGGUAGAGUCAGUCCUGCACAGGAGUCUUCUCGACCUGACCCCCUUUUGUCUCUCGACCUUCCCCCUUUCCUACCUUUUCGAGGCCCUACCUAACCCUUUUGCUUGUUACUUUGGAAAGCGCGGUUUCAGUGAACAAAGGUCAAUAACGUCGCCAGCCCGGCCGAGAUGGGCGUGACGUCGACACUCGAGUCCCUUCGCCCUCCUUCGCGGGCCUUGCACGUCCGGCAACCGGGGUCAAGCCGGGUAAGGCGGCGUCCUCGGCUGAACUGGGUUCGGGCGACAGCGGUUCUGACGUGCCGAGGGGAGGCGCCUCCCGCGGACCGGAGCUGCUGCCGCUGCUGCUCCUAGAGACGCCAGCGCGGGACGCUCUUUCCAGCCGAGAGGAGCAGCUGCCGGGGGAAGAAGCCGGGCGAGAACCAGUUCGAAGCGGAAGGCCUGGGGGACGUUCCUUGAUCUGGCCUCGGCUGCGCGCCUCCGUCCCUCGCUCCCAGUGACGACGAGAUUUUGAGGAAAUGGACCUGCCCCUGGAGGAGCCUCCAGCCCAGCCUCAACCAGAGAUUCUGCAGCCACCUCCAUCUGCCCAUGUAUGUGAGCUGCGCACUGCUGUGUCUUGCUUUGCUGAGGAGACUGUCUCACUGCUCUCAGCCAACGGCCUGCUAAGUCACUCCCUCCUCAGGACCACCGGCAGCCCUGGGACACAACCAAGGGAGCAGGGAGGGCCCUCGACCGCGGCCCGACGCAAGCGGGAAUUCACCCCAGAUGAAAAGAAGGAUGAUGGCUACUGGGACAAGCGGAAGAAGAACAACGAGGCAGCCAAGCGGUCUCGGGAGAAGCGGCGGGUCAGUGACCUGGCACUGGAGGGGCGGGUGCUGGCACUGCUGGAGGAGAAUGCCCGCCUCAAGGCAGAGCUCCUGGCCCUCAAAUUCCGCUUUGGCUUGAUUCGGGAGCCAGUGGAGCCUUCCGGGCCAGUGGUGGCUCUUGCCGCUGAACUCCACCGGGCAACCCCCCCACCUUCCCAGCACUAUCCAGUGGCUCCCGACCCCCCCCGCUAUGCUUGCCCCUUCCGCCCAGAGCCAGCCACCGGCUCUGAGGAUUCUGGGUUCUCCACUCCAGGCAGCUCCAGCAUGGGGAGCCCUGUCUUUUUUGAGGAGCGCGACAGGGUGGAGGAAGGCAUUAUUUACGACGGGCACGGCCUAGUGCCUGAUGCCCCGGGCGAGGGAACUGACUUGAGCCGAGGUGGCCGUUACGAGUCUGGGGAGAACAUCAGAGGUCUCCCCCACAAGCUGCGUUUCAAAAUGGCUGGGGGAUCCGAAGAGAUGGCUGGGGAGCAGCCUCGACAUUACCCACAAUCUCCACCAGCAGGCACCUGGCGGGGGCCAGUGGCACGGGAGGAGCAGGGGAAUGCGGGCACAAUGGCCUAUGAUAAUUGCUGUGAAACAGAGGCCCCCAGUGCCCAGCUGGCAACUCUCCAGGGGCCUGAGUACCAGAUGGAAAACAGCACCCUGCGGAGCCAGCUGGCCUCACUUUCAGCUGAAGUCGCCCAGCUGAAAAAGCUCUUCUCUGAACAGAUCCUGAUCAAGAUGAACUGAACCAGUAGCAGCGUCAAGGCUGAAGGGCUGGCUUCGUAGGGGUUACUUUUCCUCUCCCUACAACUAUCACAAUUUAGUUUGCCUAUAUUUGUACAAAAUUUGGCCCUGCACGUGGUCAGUUUUCACCUGUUUACAUUCAUUAAAAUGAUAACGGCAUCCCUCCACAUUGAAUAUGUGCCCCUCAUCGCCAUUUCCCCACUUUAGCAACUUUCAUGCUUUUCUUUUGUGCAGGGAACUUCGUUUCUAUCUACGUGAGCCUCUGUGUCUCACAUUCCUUGUGCAUUUAAGAAGAUUCUGGGAGGCCUUUUUAGGUCAUGAACACUCAGGUCAGUUUACAUGGAGCAAAUAUCCACACUGCGUUGAAGAAAACUGGUGAUAGGAGUGGGCAAUCUGUCCUUCAGGGAAUCUCAUCCACCAUUGCUUAUCUUCUCAUUUGAGGAACCCCAAGAACAGGAGGCCACUGUCCUGCUCAAGCAUCAGUGUGACUGGCCCAAUCAGCUAAUUUGUUUUCUCCUCAAUGAGUCUAACUAAUCCAGGCUCCUUGGUACCAGUCACUGGAGAACUGUUGGUUGCUCCCUCAGCCAAAACAAACAAAGAGUCCCAGACUGCCCGUUAUAGCCUCCCUCUCCCUACUUCAUUCCUGUUUGUUGUUGCUAGGUUGGAAAAUUGAAGUAGACUAGAAUGAGCGCACAGGUCCCUGUGAGUGUUAAAACCCCUCUCUGCAAUAGCCAGGCCAAGAAGCUGAUCUGGUGGGCAAAUAAGGGGAAAUGAACUGGUGGACUGGGAUGGAGGAGGGGCUCCAAACUGGGUGAGUGGCAGUCCUGCAUUCCUCAUACCUUUGCUGCCUCUUUCAUUGCCAUAUCAGCUUGCCCAGCGCUGCCUGGAAGCCAAACCGUCCGGCCAUUCUUGUUGUGGAUGCUUUGUGGUAGAGGAAAGGCAGUUUGCACAUGCUUAAAAGAACUCUUUUUCAUUAGUAUUUGAUUAUGGUUCGGUGUGGAAUCAUGCCACUGAAAAUAUUCAGGCUAUCAACUGAAGAAUUUUUGUUGAUUUUAAUCAUAUACCUUUCAAACUAAUAAUUUUGUUGAUUUAAAUAAAUUUGUGUAUUACCAUAACUUAAUAUGUGUUCCUUUUUGAGAAAAAUGACAAUGUCUAAUAGUAAGCAAAAGUUACUAAGUGCUUGUAGAAGGAAAGGCCGUCUGCUUUUUCAUUCCCUGCCACAGUAAACAGCAAAAUCAAAGCAGCCUUAUGAAAUAAUCAGAACUCACAACCUUGCUCAUUCAUAUUGAACCCUGUCAAUAAAUCUGCUAAAUCUU
Molecule: messenger RNA, 2943 nt
Organism: Rhineura floridana
Lineage: Eukaryota; Metazoa; Chordata; Lepidosauria; Squamata; Rhineuridae
Exons: 2
Coding region: 554-1630 (358 amino acids)
Biological process (GO): regulation of DNA-templated transcription; circadian rhythm
Cellular component (GO): nucleus
Molecular function (GO): DNA binding; DNA-binding transcription factor activity
Source: RefSeq, a predicted model, not a curated record